AUGGUCCCGGGAGUCUAUACCCAGGCCUUCUAUCAGGACGAACUGCUAGCUGGAAAUGUCACCGUCACUGUGAAAGCCACAGCAACAGCAACUGCCACAAUCACCGCAUCAAAUCCCAUCAUCACGGAAGACCGAACCCAGAUUUUCCAAAUCGGUGACUACAAUGGGCGCCCUGUUGGAUUCCUCAACGCAGAUAAGCAAGAGCGCAUGCACGUCUCUGAUAAUCGGAUGGGCGCAUGGGAUACGCCCACUUUCAUUGUCGGGACCAAUUCUGUCGGGGACUUCGCAAUGGCCAUUUUCCAGGAUAUUAACAACAACCGGGAGAUUGAAUUAGACCUUGACAACGAGAUCACUGCCGUGGCGAAAAUUCGAAUCGAUACCACACUCGCGUUCUACUAUGGAGAGCCUACUGUGCAGGCGAACGAUUACGUUUGCGAGAAUUUUGAGAACCCGAAUGGGUCGGGCGGUUGUGGAAUCACAAAGCGAAUGACUCAUGGCGACAUGACGGUCUACGUCUGCGACAUCCCAGCAGGGAUCAUCGUUGCAGGCAUGAACACUGUCACGCUAGGCGUCACCUCUAAUGCAGAGGGUCCCUCCUGGCUGUCUCCUAACUAUAUGAGGCAGAUAUUGGUUACCAUUCCCAGUAGUGAUAUUGGCUGGCUAUCUUGUUACCAGAUUCGCGACUUCAUCGAGCUCUACUACUAA
Molecule: messenger RNA, 705 nt
Organism: Penicillium samsonianum
Lineage: Eukaryota; Fungi; Ascomycota; Eurotiomycetes; Eurotiales; Aspergillaceae
Exons: 3
Coding region: 1-705 (234 amino acids)
Biological process (GO): pectin catabolic process
Molecular function (GO): carbon-oxygen lyase activity, acting on polysaccharides
Source: RefSeq, a predicted model, not a curated record